AUGUUCCGUCCCACAAACACUCCUCGAAAAUCUGCCCAGCAUCCAGCUGGCAGACCCCAAAUUCAUGAGAGUUCGCAGAUUGAUGUGCUACUAGGCGCUGACAUCCUCCCGUCCAUUCUGCUCGGCGGCUCUCACCCUAACAUUUGUGGGACCCUCCUCGGUCAAGAGACCAUUUUCGGUUGGAUCCUGACUGGCCCUGUGUCGGGAUCCAUUUCAAAAUCCAUUUCGUCCUUUUCGGCUCGACUGUCCGUCGAGCGCACUCCGCCAUUGGAGGAACUCCUCUCCAAAUUUUUGGGAGUGGAGGACCUGCCGGCUAGCCCAGCAAAAGAAUCUGACCUUUUUUGUGAGGCUAACUUCAACGCCACGACCGUGCGAACCUCAACGGGUCGCUACAUGGUCACGCUUCCAUUCCGCGAUCCUGGUCACGUUGACCUGGGUCACUCGAGGGCUACCGCUCUCGCUCAGUUCCUGAGAAACGAGAGCCGUUUAAAGAGGAACGACUCUCUGAAGGAACAAUAUGACUCCGUUAUUCGAGAGUAUCUGGAUUUGGGUCACAUGACUCAAGUCCCCCCAUCCAGUUCCGGCAACUAUUAUUUGCCGCAUCACGCUGUUCUCAAGCCCGACAGCACCACCACAAAGCUCCGCGUUGUAUUCAACGCCUCCAGCCCGACUUCAAACGGGAAGAGUCUGAACGACAUCCUCCACACUGGGCCAAUCCUUCAAUCCGACCUGACCAUUCAAAUCCUGAAAUGGAGGUUUUUCAAGUUCGUCUUCAACGCUGACAUCACCAAGAUGUAUCGGCAAAUCCUUGUGGAUCCAACCACACCCGGUUUCAAAGUCACCUUUGGAGUGAACUGUGCUCCGUACCUGGCUAUCCGCGUUCUGCAUCAGCUUGCGAGUGAUGUUCGCGACCGGUACCCCCUUGCUAGUGACAUCAUCGCCAAUUAUAUGUACGUUGAUGACGUCCUAGCAGGAGCUCACACUAAGCAGGCUGCGGUGUCUGCUAUAGAUGAGCUUCGAACAGCGCUCGAGAGUGCUGGGUUCCCUUUGCGUAAGUGGACCUCGAACUCGAAAGAUGUGCUGAGAAGAAUCCCUAAGGAUCACUUGCUCUGUGCAGACUUCCUCGAGAUCGACGAAGCUAGUGUCGCAAAGACGCUAGGCAUUCGUUGGCGGGCCACGUCCGACGAGUUCUUUUUCGUCACCGCCGAGAUGGUGUCCAAACCAUCUUUCAGUAAGAGAGAAGUGCUGUCGCAGAUCGCCAAGUUGUUCGAUCCUGCAGGUUGGCUUGCUCCUGUGGUCAUUUGGGCCAAGAUUUUUAUGCAAGAAAUCUGGAAGCAAGAAAUCGGCUGGGACGACUCCUUACCGGCGGAUCUCACAGAGCAGUGGAUCAGUUUUCUGCGGAACUAUUCGUCCUUGCAGGACAUCCGCAUUCCUAGAUGGACCAACUACGCUCCCGGCGCAAAAAUCCAAUUCCACGGGUUUUGCGACGCCUCUCAAAGCGCGUAUGGAGCCGCUCUUUACGCACGUGUGGAAACAGAUUCCACUAUCGUUCUGGCAUGGUUGGACAAGCAGUCAUGCAAGUGGACCACUUUCGUGGCGAACCGAGUGGCCAAGAUUCACUCGGUGAAUGGCACUUGGCAGCAUGUUCGUUCCGAACACAAUCCAGCCGACCUGGCAAGCCGCGGUGUCUCGCCGCAAGAGCUACUGGGCAGUCGCCUUUGGUGGCAGGGGCCCGAAUGGCUGACGCACUCACCAGCGCAGUGGCCUUCACCGGUCAUUGGGCUCGAUACUGAAUUGGAGUGUCGAGCGGUGAAGGUCCAUGCAGCGCAAGUCCUAUGUGAGGACUUCCUCGACCGUUUCUCCAGGUUCGAUCGAGCGCUCCGAGUGUUUGCGUAUGUGCGAAGGUUUGCCCAGCGUUGCCGCCAACCCAAGGUCUCGUUUCCAGAGACGCUCAGCUCUCAAGAGCUUGCAGAAGCUCAAGAGAGGCUGAUUGUACAGGCUCAGAAUCGGGUAUACGCGAAAGAGUGUGCUUCCCUCCGGUCCCAUAAUCGUCUAAUCGGGUCAAGCGAUAUCCUAAGCUUGAAUCCGUUCCUUGACAAGCAAGGUGUCCUGCGUUCGUGUGGACGCGUAAGAGCGUCCACCUCCUUAUCCUACGACGAACGGCAUCCAAUAAUUCUCCCGUUCGGCUGCGUGUUCUCACGCCUCCUGGUUUCCUUCACGCAUCAAGUCUCCCUCCAUGGAGGCAACCAAUUGGUGAUGCGGCUGGUCCGAACCAAGUUCUGGAUUCCCAAGCUAAGGAACUUGGUGAAGACAGUGAUUAGUGCAUGCAAGACCUGUGUGAUUCAUCGCCGCAAGCUCCAGUCGCAGUUGAUGGGUGAUCUCCCAAGCGCCCGGUCGACUUUUUCGCGACCUUUCACUAACUCCGGAGUAGACUUCGCCGGUCCCUUCGACGUCAAGAGCUACGUCGGACGGGGCUGCAAGAUUACGAAGGGUUACGUAUGUGUCUUCGUGUGCUUCAGCACGAAGGCAAUCCAUCUUGAGGCGACCACGGAUCUGACAGCGGAAAAGUUCUUGGAAGCUUUCUCCCGAUUCGUGGCACGGCGCGGGUGCCCUCUCCACAUGUACUCUGACAACGGGAAAACGUUCGUCGGAGCCUCCUCCAUUCUCUCCAAAGAAUUUGUGGAGAGCACCCGCAACCUGAUUGUCACCACUCACAGCCAUCAAGCGGGCGUCAAGAGCUUCAAGACGCAUUUCUACAAGACGGUUUCCUCCGUAAAACAUACGUUCGAGGAGCUUUCCACCCUCCUGUCUAAAAUUGAAGCGUGCCUCAAUUCGCGGCCUUUGACUCCUAUGUCAGAGGAUGUGAGCGACUUGGCGGCACUUACUCCCGGUCAUUUCCUGAUCGGGGGUCCGCUACUCUCCAUGGCGGAGCCAGAGUCCAGAGAGGAUGUGGAGUCCAUCCGCAACCGCUGGCAACGGCUCAAGGCUCUCCAUCAGCAUUUCUGUGUGCGAUGGAAGAGUGAAUAUUUGAAGGAAUUGCAUAAGCGGAAUAAGUGGCAGUCACCUUCACGCGAUCUCCAAAUCGGCGACAUGGUGGUCAUCAGAGAGGAGAAUAUACCACCUCAAGAAUGGCGCCUCGGGCUUUACCAUGGCGUCCUCCAGAAGAUCAUCCUGCACCCUGUCCGACGGAGUGAGCUUGCGAGGGCUCUUCUCGCCAGCGCGCUCCCUUUCGCCUCCGAUUGCCGGCUCUCCGCCGAGGCAAGUCGCCCCGAUGGAGUCCGAGCCCUCUCCAGCACCGGUGGCACUGGUUACUCCGCGUGGAGUUUCCGUGCCUCGCCGGGCCCCCCCUCAGCGGGCACUCCGGGGGCACUUGCCGCAGCGGUGGACGGUGCAGGCAUUGUGGUAAGGACCACCACUCCAUGCUGCACAUGCGAGACCCUAAACCCAAGCAGCGGUUGGCGCGACGACCGAGGGGCCGACGCGACCACCCGGCACCACACCAGAGGAGGACCAUCGUCAUCCCGGAUGGACCGGCCCACUUCCCCACACACCAGGCCCGUGCCUAGCCCCGCCUUGUCAUUGACGGCACUACUCCAGUGCAAGGGAGUCAGUAUUCUCCCCACCGCGGCGGUCUGGCUAGUCACGGGGAAGACGGCCUUCGAGGCGCGAGUGCUCAUUGAUCCGUGCUGUCCUGUAAGCCGCAUCAGCGAGUCGAUGGCAGUGGCCAUGGGCCUCUCUAUCACUCGCGUGGGCGCAGAAGGAGUGUGCACGGCAACGUUGCGCUCCAAGACGUCACCCAUGAGCCGGGAGGUCGUCUUCAAAACUGAUCCGCAGCUCCAUACAACGACGCCCGCCAGGACUGUCACUCCAGCCGGGCCCAGUUCUUUCAGUAACCUCGUGUUGGCUGACAAGGACUGGUUCCGCUCGGCAUCGAUCUCGGCAGUCUUGGGGGCUGAUGUUUACCCUGAUGUCGUGCUACCGGGUAUCCUCCCGGGCCAAGGCGGACUGCCUAUGGCGCAGAAUUCCACGCUGGGCUGGAUUCUGUCCGGCACGUGCUACUAG
Messenger RNA from Drosophila albomicans, 4062 nucleotides. RefSeq lists its product as uncharacterized. The record is from RefSeq and is a predicted model, not a curated record. Lineage: Eukaryota; Metazoa; Arthropoda; Insecta; Diptera; Drosophilidae. The coding region runs from base 1 to 4062 and encodes 1353 amino acids. Gene Ontology annotation, molecular function: nucleic acid binding. The transcript is spliced from 6 exons.